CUGAAGAACACUUUUUGCGUCGAUGUGGGAUCAGCAGAACCUAAGUGUCCUCGGAUGUGCAAGACGAAGUUUAAACCAAGUACUAUGAAAGGUUUUCCUAUGUCAGAUGUGUAUGACAAACUCGGUACAACUAAGGUUAGUUAAAAUCUGAAAUGCAAACUAGAUAACAUGUUUAUUAUUUAUGUGUCAUGGAGGUUGUAUUAAUUAGAUUUUUUUAUGAUGCACAGGACAUUCAAAGUAUCUUGACUCCAUCUCCUGAUGAGGAAGAACUUUUGAAAAGCAUUAUGGAUGUUGAGCGUGGAUGGAAUGAUAAAGAUGAUGUAGUUGCUGAUGGUUGGCACAAGCGUCUAGUUGAUGAGGGAAGGAGUAUAUGUUUUGAAGAGAAAUUCAAUGAAGAUGUAGGCAACCGAACAUUUGAGGAAGCUGUGAUUAUGCCUACAAGAAAAGGCCGUCGGGGAAAGAAAGGCAAAGAGAAAGUGACUGAGCCUCCGAAUGAUGCAAGUAGUGAUGGAUUGGCUGAGCUUGUGUACACGUUGAAGACAACGUUGGAGAAUGGAUUUAAGGAUAUGCAUGAGAAGAUGAUGGAUCUCAGUAAAAAGUAUGAAGACCAAGAUACAAGACUCAAAACUAUAGAAGCAACAAUCCAAUCAAUCCAAGUCAGAGUUAAAAGUGGUGGUGCUAAAGAGAAAGAGGCGGAGAUAAAUCCAGUUGGGAAUGUUGAGGUUGACUAUAGUGAUAAAGAGGAUGAGGUUGGAGCAAAACAAGUGAAUGCAGUUCAAGAUGAGAGUGGUAAGGAUGGACCAAAUUCUGAAGAGUUAACCAAGGAGAAUGAAGGUGGUGAAAAAGUGAUGGAGAAGGAGAUGGAAAAAGAAAGGGCUGAAGAUGAUGAGAUGGAGAAUAGAUAG
Molecule: messenger RNA, 905 nt
Organism: Arabidopsis lyrata subsp. lyrata
Lineage: Eukaryota; Viridiplantae; Streptophyta; Magnoliopsida; Brassicales; Brassicaceae
Exons: 3
Coding region: 189-905 (238 amino acids)
Source: RefSeq, a predicted model, not a curated record